Molecule: messenger RNA, 1203 nt
Organism: Lonchura striata (white-rumped munia)
Lineage: Eukaryota; Metazoa; Chordata; Aves; Passeriformes; Estrildidae
Source: RefSeq, a predicted model, not a curated record
AACAGGAUUUCCCAUCUCCAAAUAUUUUCCAGAUGGAGGAGCAGGCUGCGAGGAAGAGUAAGGAGCCCUGGGACACUGAGGCAGAGCAGGAGCUGAGGAUGGAGACCAGGAAGGACAAAUCCCUGCAGCAGAACCUAAUGGAAGAGGCUGUUUUGAGUGGUUCCACAGCGCAGCAAUCCAACAGGGAGGAAAAUCCCUGGAGAUCCCACAGGAGGAAGGUCUGCAAACCCAGCCCAGGGUGCUCUGAGGAGGAAAGACCCACUCUGGGCCAGAAAGGUGGGCAGAGCUUCAGCCAGAGCUCAGAGCUGGUGGUCCCUGACAGGCUUCAGGAUGGGGAAAAGCCCUCCAAGUGCUUGGAGUGUGGGAAGAGCUUCAGGCAGAGCAACAAUAUGAAACGACACCUGAUGAUCCACACUGGGGAAUUGCCCGACAAGUGUGGGGAGUGUGGGAAGGGAUUCAGCUGGAGCUGCCACCUUGUCAGCCGCCAACGCAUCCACACUGGGGAGAGGCCCUAUGAGUGUCCCGAGUGUCAGAAGAGGUUUAAGACCAGCUCCAAUCUCUUCAAACACCAGAGGAUUCACACCGGGGAUAGGCCCUUCCACUGCCCAGACUGCAAGAAGGGCUUCAAGCAAAACUCUGACCUCAUCACACACCAGCGCAUCCACUCCGGGGAGAGGCCCUACAUGUGCCCCACUUGUGGGAAGAGGUUUCAGAGCAGCUCAAAUCUCCUCCUGCAUGAGUGGAUUCACACUGAGGAGAGGCGCUUACUCUGCCCCGACUGUGGCAAGGGCUUCAAGCACAAGUGCAACCUUGUCAGGCACCAGCGCAUCCACACUGGGGAGAGGCCCUAUAAGUGUCCCCAGUGUGGGAAGAGCUUCACCCGGAGCUCUCACUUGACCAAACACCAACAGAACCACUGGUAAGGGAAGCCCUGAAAAUUCCCCAGCUGCAGGAAGAGCUUUGUGCACUGCUCCAGUUUCAUCCCCCAUUGGAGGACCCAUGUUUGGAAGAGCCCUGGUGAUCCAUGUUCCCUGUGAUCCAUGCUGGGAAGACACCUGUCCCUUUUCCUGCCCCUGCCAAUGACCUGAUAUGGGAUUGAAGGACAUGAGGGUCUGGCCAUGGCCCUGUCACUACAUUCACUCCCACCUCAGGUCAUUGCCAGGGGCAGGAAAGGGACUCUGUCUCUCCCUGAGGAGAAGGGUG